UUUAAAUUGUCGCAAAAGCAAAUUCUUGGAGUCAUUGGACACUAGUUAUAUCUUCAAAUCAUUUAUAUAAGUACAGAUGAUUGCCCUUUUAGAUUAGAUGGUUAUAGAGAAUGUUGAAUUCCAAUUAGCUUGUAUGAAAAUCAGAUGCACUUCCCCUCCAAGUUAGUUAGUUUGGGUUAGUGUGAACACUAACUAUACAAUAGUACUCCGUCCCGGAACAAAUACACAGAGCUAAGACUGGUGAGAGAGGGUGGUCUAAGUGUGUGAACGUAACUUACGCCUAUCCUACUCGCAUCUUAUCUUGUGUUUUCUCCUUCAGAGGUGUCUGGCAUCAACAGUAGGCCUUGUUGAUCAAACUGAACAUGUUGUCCAUGAACCACAGAACAGCAAUAAAUGCCAGUGCACUGACAUUCAGGUCUGAUGAUGCUUUUUCGGUUAGACUAUUCCUGAUUUCUUGAAAUCCAAUAAUCACGCAAAAUUAUCAGAACUGUGUCUCGACUGCUCUGUGAACACAAACCAAGCUGAGGUUAAAUCUGUAUUACCCUGUAUACAAUAUUGUAUCAAUCACUCCCUGAAUGCAAAAGACAAACUAGGUGUAAAAACAGACAUAACAGUCAGAGACACUUUAGUCUGUAUGUCUGUAUUUGUAUCUAGGUUUGCUUUCAUAAUUCCUACUCUCCACGAGUACAUAUGAGCCAAAGGUCUAGUUUGUAAAUGUUGCGUACCGUACCCUUCAGAAAUACAUGGACUAAUGUUCAGAUUGAGCGUACCUGGCGUUGGCAUACACUGGGUGUGAAAGGUUGCCAUAUGAAACAAGACACCAGGAAGAGUUCUGAUCUGUGCAAAAGUUUUUGUGCUGCUUCUAAAGUGUGCUAUUCCACAUUCAUUACACAAGGCAUGCCUACAAAACAUUUCCCAGAAUUUUUUGCACAACAAAGGACGACCUAUGUACGAUGCCUGUAGUUAGGAAUUCUCACUACUGCUACAUUUUUAAGAAACAAUGUCAGGUUUCAAUCAUUGCAGGAACUUUAUGAAAUAUAAACUCAUCCACAGAUACCAAAAUAACUGAGCUCCGAAACUUUGGUUCAUUAAUAUGGGAGCAUUGAUAACUGAACUAUGAGGUGUUUUAUGUUUGUACAGUGAAUAUGAAGCUGCAACCAGCAUUGCUUAAAUAAACAUAAAGAGAAAGAAUCUUGAGACAUCUAGGGUGACUCUUAGUCCAAUGACAACCUGACAAGGUCUGACCACCAGCAUGUGAAACAUUCUAAUAAAACAUUGUACCUAAAAACUAAUUGUUAAUGUUGAUUUGACUAAAAUACAAGCCAGGUCAGAUGUACUUGUAACGUUUCCUUGAAGGCAUUUUGUCACUCAACCCGCACAGACGACGUCAGUGUAUACGUCGACUAAAGCUGCCAAAUGAGUUUGUGUUUUCUGUGUUCACAAGAAAACUCUCCAUCAACUUUGUAUGUGGAACUAUGUACUGAAGUAAAAUGUUAAUGUUCAAAUGCGUCAUGAAAGGCUUCAUCCAUUCAUGACACAUUUGUAUUUGGAUUAUAGACAGCAGUUUAAAGAUGGACGCCAUGACAGCUCCUCAAAAGUGAUGCCUAAACUUGUUGAUCUCUGCCUGGUUGCUGUAUAGGUCAUUAAGCCCUGUCUCCUCCACGUUGUUCAAUGGGAUGUGAGCAAAAACAUCAAAGUACACAUGAAAUGAUCUUCCCCAAAGUUGGUUUCUGGCAUGUUACACAGUUAUUGACAUGUCAAUACUAAAUCAAGAGUUCCUUUUUCUGAUGAGCAAUUAUUUGAUGCUAUAAAACAGUGGCUGUGAUUACCUGGGGACUUGCAUCGAAAUGCAGUGUUAACUUUAAAUAGCUUCACUAGCCAAACUGACACAGUGUGUGGAUAAAUACAGUCUGUGCUUCAAACCUGCACGAUGGCGCCGGCAGUAUGCCUGGAUUUUGGGCUUCACUUUGGCCAGUGAGAGGAAUGCUUGGUGACGUUGUUUGUUCACUACAAAAACUGAAACACACAAUACCCCAGUUUUUGCAGUGAAUAAACAAACAGUACAAUGUUAAGUGGAAUUUUGUUAUCUUUGGACAGAGGUCAGUUAGUUGUAGCUAGCUUCGCAUGCAACAGACAGCAAAGUGGCGCCUCAUUAGACUAGCUAAGGCUUGAAAAAAGAAAUAAGAUAAACUUAUUUUCCAAAAUGUUGAAGAAGGACACUGCAACAAGUGCAAUACAUUUCUGAAUUGGAGAAGAACAAAACAAAAAGGAGCAAUGCAGAGGUAGAUGCGUUAGAAGGCAAAACACAAAAGACAUCAUAAAAGUAAAAUGACUGUAUGCUCCUUCCCUUGAUUUUUUUUUUUUUUUUUUUAUUGCCCCUCCUCUCCGUCCGCCAGGCAGACACACCUUCCUUCCUUCCUCCCUUCCUUCCGCGGUCCUCCAGCGUUUCUUACCUUCUUGUCGCUCCUCUCAGCCUCGUUGUCUGCUUAUGAACUUUCACCCCAGCUGCUUGGGAAAUGUCAUACAGGCAGAGGCCCGUGCUGCAGUAGGGGGGCGUAAUAGGAGGGAAAAAAAAUAACAACAUUUUUUUUUUUUUUUUUUUUUUUUUUUUUUUUUUUUUUUUUUACUGCUUCUCACUGCAUCUUUUAUUCGCGUCUCUGCCGUGCAAGUGCCACAUCCCGCUACCAGCAGCAGCAGAAGCAGAGGCAGCAGCCGGCACCGAUAACUAACCGCAGUCUCAAUGCUUAUUUCGCAUUAGGGCUAAUAUAUUUAUAUAUAUAUUUAUAUAUAUAUAUAUAUAUAUAUAAAUAUAUAUAUAUAUAAAUAUAUAUAUAUAAAUCCGUGCCAGACAUGUGAGUAGCAAACCAUCGCUGUCGCUCUCCACUCACGCUUUUGUAUCCUCACUCCAGCAAGAACAAAUGGUCAUUGAACCGUGUCGUGGUGCAUCUGGUGUUGGUGUGCGUGGUGUCGUGGUUGCAUGGCUCGAGUGUGUGCACAUUGACGGGGCAGAUGAAGCCUCGCAGUCGGCUCGUUGUGUCAGGGGCUCUGCGUCGGCUCGGCUAAUUGGGCAAAAAGAAAGCUGUGAUUUUUAUCAUCACCAUCAUUAUUAUUGUUGUUAUUACUAAUUUUCAGCCGCGAAUAGCUCGCAGCGGAGGGAGAGCCCAUUCAGGCAGUGGUCGCAUGAUGAAGAGUGUGAUGUAGCUUUGCUCUUUAGCCUGCUCGCAUUGAUUGGAGGUGGCUGUGAUUUGGUGUGAAGGAGUCUCUCCAGCCUGGUAUCUCCAGUCAGAUGUGGAGGCCCGGGUUAUGGAGCACACAUAAUGCGGCGGUGUUGAUGUGUUUUAAAAAUAAUAAUAAUAAUGAUAAUAAUAAAAUCAGUUUGGAGCCUGUGUGAGAAGCUCAAAGCACUCUGUGAUCACACACACUCACAAAAACUGUUGAUAUUCAGUGCAGUAUUUUCACUGAGAUAAACGUGUGUUUUUCACUCCUGAUCUGAAGAUGCACAGCUGGAAUGAAGUGAUUCUGAGAUUUCACUGAUCGUGUUCACUCCACUUUUACAGUUGAUCCUCAUGUUAUUAUUGUAUUUUGAAGCAUUGUGUUUUUGUCCGUAACUGUGCGUGGGAGAUACCAAAAGGUUCCCUCACUAGCCUUGCAAAGCUUUUAUCCAACUUAUUCUCGUCCUAAAGCUCCUUCGUGUUUUUGCUGUCCUACUGAAAAUUGACUCCAGUGUUGAUGUAUAAAACCUACAGGCUAAAUAAACUGCAUGAAAUUGAAAUGUCACGGCGUGUAGCAGCGCCAGCGCUGAUUCUGUGCAUCCACGACUUUUAACUCAUUUCAUAGACUUCAUUGGCUAAUUGCUCCAUAAUUCAUUCAAAAGUAGGGCAAGUUUCACAAUGUUGAAAACCAGUAAAGAGCUAAAAUACUCCAAAGAGCCGCUUUGUCGGUAUACGGUCUGAUUUUGAAAUGGUCGUAGUUUUAGGGUUUAGGUGAAAGUAAUUCUUAUCAUGUUUUUGUUGAGCUUUUAUUUUGUGAGUGGAAUGAGUGCAACAGGUUCAGCGUCUUGCAUCACGUCAAGUUUUAUGUUUGCCUUCUGCUUUCAGAUUCUUGUAAUGAAAUACACGUCCUCUGCCUCGACCUGAAUUUCUUUGGUGGUUUCAGGGGGGAAUGCGUUAAUCUUCGCCUGAAGAUGUCAGUCCAGCAAACUAACUGGCCCGUGACGGCAAUGCCCAGUAGAAGAUCCUGGGAUUGAGACGUGAAUCCCUUUACCCUGAUGGCCUGGACUGAGUUUCAGCUGGCCUGCUGAAGCUAUGGGGAGCUGUUGGAGCUGUCUGUAUAGAGACCCCAUCCGAGACAACCAUCUCACCAAAUUUAAGGUCACCAAUGUGGAUGAUGAGGGCAACGAGCUGGGCUCUGGUAUCAUGGAGCUCACCCAGACCGAGCUCAUUCUUCACACACGUAAAAGAGACGCCAUCCGGUGGCCGUAUCUCUGCCUGCGACGCUACGGCUAUGACUCCAACCUGUUUUCUUUCGAGAGCGGCCGCCGCUGUCAGACUGGGCAGGGAAUCUUUGCAUUCAAGUGUUCCCGGGCAGAAGAGAUUUUCAAUCUGCUCCAGGAGCUGAUGCAAUGUAACAGCAUCAACGUGGUGGAGGAGUCAAUGAUGAUGAGUCGCGGUGGCCACACACCAGAGAUGGACAUGUCUCGCACACCACAGACUCCCAACACUCCAGCAUUUCCUGUCCAAGCUUUCCCAAAUGGAUUCCCUGGUUAUCCAAUCAGAGGCGAAUCCUCCCAACCCUCUCUUGCCGAUGAUCAUGGACAUAGCCUCAUGGGUCUGGAAGACCAGACCCACACUUAUGUAAAUACCGUGAGUAUGGAGGGGGAUCUCUCUAUGCGCCACUGUGUGCACUCUCUACCUGAAGUACGGCCCAGCACCUUUCCUGAAACAACGCGGGGAGCCAUGCCUGUCGGGGGCCAAGGAAAUCCACCGUCCAACCUGCGCUGCUGUCCCCUUGAGGAACAUAAAGAUCCCCAGGUGUUCAUGCAGCCCUCUUCGCAGGAGGUCAAGUUCAUGCUGGGCCCCACUCCAGCACAGCGCCAUCUGCUGGAGAGAGAGAGGGAGAGAGAGAGGGAGAGGCAUGGGCUCAAUCCUCACAACCUUCAGCCAGUAGAGGGUGCUGCAGGCUCAGAGACGGAAGGGGACGAGCCGUCUAUGCACCUGUGCAACUCUCACUCCUAUCACCAUUUCCAUCACCACAUGCACCGGCACCCGGGCCACGAGCAUCCGGACGGCUGCCAGGGCACCGAGCUCACCUACGAGAACAUCAACGGCCUGCGGAGCGGCCGCAAGCAGCGCCUGAGUCCCAGCAGCGUGUCGCAGUCUGUGGGCUCAAGCAGCAGCAGCAGCACUGGAGACAGCCACUCCCACUCCCUCCUGCACUCGCACACCCACGGCGGCUCAUCAUCUUUGCCCCCGCAGGGCUACCCCUGUGAGAGAGGCAUGGGCGGAGGCCAUCGACGGACAGCUCUGCUCAACUACGAGAACCUACCGUCUCUGCCCCCGGUGUGGGAGUACAGCGCUCUGCAGCGGGACGACGAGCAGGAGGAGGACGAUGACGAUCAGGACGAGGAGGAGUACGAGGAAGAAGAGGAAGACUUUGAUGAGUACGAGUUCUCGGAAGGCCCUGGGACGCCCAAUGGGUACCACCAGGACAGUCGGGGCAUCCACAGAGAUGCCCUGCAGAACUAUGUCAACACAGAGCAGGUCCAGCCUUCUCGGCUACGACACGCCUGCCCCCCGCACCCACGGCCGUGUCAGCCAGACAGAGGGGGGCGCAUAUUUAGUUUUGAUUUCCGCAGACGAUCGAGGUCAGGGGUUGGAGGCUGUGAGCACGGCCACAUGCCUCCAUCGCGGCAGCUGAAUUACAUCCAGGUGGACCUGGAGGGAGAGCCUCCCUGCCAGGGCCUCAGCAGCGGGGGUGCCCAGAACCAGCCACAGCACCAGCGCCUACCACCCAAAAAAUGUGGUCCGCAGGCACCCCGGCGCAGUGAAUGCUACGCCGUCAUCGACCUAAAGAAGACCGCUGCCAUGUCCAACCUGCAGAAAGCUCUGCCCAGGGAUGAUGGGACUUCCAGAAAGACUCGCCACAACAGCACAGACCUGCCUCUGUAAACGGUGUUCAAACUGAAGAGGAGCGAUGAAGACAGAUGAAGGCUUAUCCUCAUUUUAGCACACUGGACCCUUCACUUCAUCCAUCCAUUCAACUGUCGGGGCUGACUAAUACAGUACAGGUACCUAAUUAGAAACUUACUGAAACCUAUCUGUGCAUAUAAGAGGAAAUGAGGAAUCUCCGAGGAGAAUUUGCCAUUUUAUUCUGUGUUCUUUAUCAGACAUUUGAUGUGAAGCUCUCUUGAGAAAUCUGCAGUUUUUACUGCAAAUCAUGUUUGCUGGAUAUGAGUGUUUAUAUAUAUAUAUAUACAAAUAAGCAUAAAGUCUCAUAUAUAUAUAUAUAUUUAUGUAUAUGAGACUUUGUGCUUAGCUAUGAAUAAGCAGAGAGCUGGGUUUUCAGUGGAAGCAGUCAUACUGUAUUAGCAAAAUUUUAGGUCCCAGAACCAUCUACAAUCACGGAUAUUAUUGCUCGUACCAUUAACUUUCAUCCAUGAGAUUAUUUUGUUGUUUUUUUUGUUUUUGUUGUUUUUUUACUUGAACACUCCGAGCGUCAGAGAUGUGACCCUCUUUACAGCAGACGUGGAGUAGUUGUUGGCAUGAAGGAAGGUUAGUGGUUCCUCCCAGAUACUGGCCAAUGCUCAUACCUCAUCGCAAGCACUUAAGUCUGAAGUUGUGGCUAGUAGAAGAGGCCAUUAUUUGUUACUGUAUGCUCACAGAGCAUUUUGCACACAAUCCUAUGGAAUUGUAUUUUAUCAUAUUUUGGGGAUCGUUUCAUCCAAUCCAAGUUGAAAAAUAAUGGGAUUAAAUGAACAGAUUGUGACAUUUGGAGAAUUGUACUAAACUGAAUGACGGUGAAAGUAGCACACAUGGAUUAAAUGGGCUUUGGCUCCCUGCUAUCGGCAUGCAGCAAUUGUAAAAGUAGCAUAUCAUCUUCAAACGCGCCUCCUGCGUUUCAUCCCAGACCUGCGGGAGGUUCACGCUUGUCACGUUGCACUUUUGACCCUGGGCCCCUGAAAAGCUCACUACUCCCACGCCACUGGAGCGUACAGGUCAUGUUCUUUACCAAAAAUAACCAAGGGGGGCCAAAUAUUCCGUGGACAUUCUCAGACAGCAAUGUAGAUAGGGUUUAUUUAAAUCUUCUUGACGGAGACGCCGAUAACCUCAAAUAGUGGCAUUAAGCUAUAACCUCACAGGAGACGUGCGGGGCCUAUGAUUUGUCAGUUGAUCAGGUGUGAAUGGUCUGUUUUAAAGAGUAUCAAGUAAAGUCUCGUGAGGCUAUUCGUCAACCUUCUCACUCAGAUAUUUAUUUAUUUAUUUCACUCUUAUUUAUUCAUACUUUUUAAAAAAAAAAAAAUAAUUGUAAUCAUUUU
Mugil cephalus (flathead mullet) is the source of this 7534-nucleotide messenger RNA. It is a transcript of the gene frs3, whose product is annotated as fibroblast growth factor receptor substrate 3. NCBI's taxonomy places the organism in Eukaryota, Metazoa, Chordata, Actinopteri, Mugiliformes, Mugilidae. Gene Ontology annotation, biological process: cell surface receptor protein tyrosine kinase signaling pathway. Gene Ontology annotation, cellular component: cytoplasm. The record is from RefSeq and is a predicted model, not a curated record. The coding region runs from base 4305 to 6167 and encodes 620 amino acids. The transcript has 6 exons.